Messenger RNA from Paramecium pentaurelia, 1011 nucleotides. The record is from the annotation of a GenBank genome assembly. Lineage: Eukaryota; Ciliophora; Oligohymenophorea; Peniculida; Parameciidae.
AUGUCUUUGAUUGUUAGAAAUAUAUUAAGCAUAAGGGAAGAAUGGAGAUAACUUUUGAAGAAGAAAAUUAAAAAAACCAAAAGAAAGAAUUAAUAUACUAUACCAUAUAAGUUUGAUGAUGAUACUUAGAAUACUAAAUAAAAAAAUGAUUCUUUGCUAAUUGUUUAAAAUAUUCCAACAACCAUUCCAAAUAAUAAUGUUUUUAGACUCAAAACUAACAUUCAGUUUUCUUUAUAAAUAAACAAGGAUUAUUCAUUAGGUUCAUUAUUUGUGGAUCCUCAUUCUAACAAUUACAAAAUUGCAAGAAUAGAUAAAAGGAAAAAUCUGAUAAUACUAACAUUAGAUUAAAUAGAUAGACCAAUCACUCCACCAGAAGUUCUGUAUUCUAUAUUUAAAGAUAGAAAUACUUAAUUAGCUUAAACAUUUAUGUAAUAUAAUAAUAGAAACCUUGAACCAACUAAAUGCAAAUUCUAUAAAAUAUAAGAAAUGAUAGAUUUUGAAUAAAAGAUUUAAGGAUAACCAUAUGCAGUUUAUGUAAAUAUUUAUAAAGAUGGUAUAUGGAAAACAUUUUAAAAGAUUUUUAGUUAAGAAUUACUACAGAUUUUAGCUAUAUCAGAAGAGAUGCUUUUUCAUUAUUGUAAAGAAACUUAAUUAAUGCCUAUUAGUGCAUAUUAUGAUAAAAAUGAUGAAUAAUUGAAGGUAUUUUAUAAGACAUUCAAAGGGAUUGUUGGUUAAUAAUCAAUAAAAAGAGAAUAUAUAAAUUACAAUGGAGAGCAAUUUACUGCAUCUCUUAUUGUUUAAUGUUUCUUUAUUUAUGAUGAAGAAAAAGAUUUGAUUUUUGAUUAUACAUACUUUGUAACAGAUUGUGAUAAAAAAUGGUUAUCUUAAGAGAGAGUCAAAUAAAAUGAACUGGAUUAUUUUAAUAUUAAACCUAAUUCUUGUUAAAUUGAAGAAUCUCUUGAUUAAGAGCCACUAAAAAGAUGUGGAUUUAAAAUAUUGAAUCAGAAAUGA